Messenger RNA from Thecamonas trahens ATCC 50062, 3321 nucleotides. Its product is annotated as TUP1 split protein 1 HIRA enhancer. The coding region runs from base 1 to 3321 and encodes 1106 amino acids. Gene Ontology annotation, molecular function: protein binding; nucleosome binding. Lineage: Eukaryota; Apusomonadida; Apusomonadidae. The transcript has 2 exons. The record is from RefSeq and is a predicted model, not a curated record. Gene Ontology annotation, biological process: DNA-templated transcription; regulation of DNA-templated transcription; chromatin remodeling. Gene Ontology annotation, cellular component: HIR complex; nucleus.
AUGGCUGUGGACUUGUGCAAGGCCAAAUGGGUGAACCAUGGAGGGAAUCCGAUCUUCUCCAUCGAUAUCCAUCCGUCGGCUACUCGCUUUGCCACCGGGGGCUCGGACCGCAACGUCAAGAUCUGGUCCAUGGUGCCGUUUGUGGAUGCGGCGGCAAAGCUGACUGGCUCGGCGACAUCAGACUCGGACGACGAGUCGGACGAUAGUGGCGUGUACACAACGUCGGAAGACGAUGAUGACGAUGAUGAUGACGCUGGAUACGAUGAUGACGGGAAGAGCAAGGGGUCGGGCAAGAAAGGGUCGAGCAAGAAAGCGGCGGGCAAGGCCGGCAAGGCGUCGCGGAUGGACCUGCUCAUGGGCUCGGGCGCGACUGGAUUCGGUAGCGCGGCGAGCCAGGGCUCGCCGCCGCGGGCUGCCAGUGCGGUGGAGCGGCAGCACCGGUGUCUGGCGACGCUGCCGCGGCAUCAGGGCGCCAUUAACGCGGUCCGGUGGUGUGCGUCGGGUGAGUUUCUGGCGUCGGGAGCCGACGACAAAGUCAUCAUCAUCUGGGCGCAGUCCGACUCGCCAACGCAGGUCUUUGGCUCGGCCAAGGUUAACCACGAGGGGUGGGGCUUUUACCGGGCGCUCCGUGGGCAUACUGCCGACGUGACUGACCUGGCGUGGUCGUGUGAUGACUCAUACUUGGCGUCAUGCGGAGUUGACGGCGACAUUCUGGUGUGGGACACGACCGAGUUUGAGCUGCUUGCCACUCUCAAGGGCCACUCGGAGUUUGUCAAGGGUCUGGCGUGGGACCCUGUCGGCAAGUACCUCGCAUCGCAGUCGAACGACCGCUCGCUCAAGAUCUGGUCAACUACCGAGUGGCGGCAGGUGGCCUCGGUGGCCGCGCCCUUUGAGGGCUCGCCGCCGCACUCGUUCUUCCGCCGCUGCUCGUGGUCACCUGAUGGCAAGUGGCUGACCUCGGCGUACGCGUACAACAACACCAAUCCUGUUGCCACUGUGCUCGCGCGCGACACGUGGGAGACUGCCGUCGAGUUUGUCGGUCAUUCUGAGCCUGUGGUGGUUGCGCGGUACAACCCGCGGCUCUUUCGCAUUCCGGAGCACUUUCGGGCGACAGCGGCAGCACCACCGGCGUCAGAGGGAGAGACGCAGGCCCAGGCACAAGCACCGGGCGCGGGUGCGGUCGCAGAUGAGAGCAAAGGCGCGAACUCGGCCGAAGGCGAUGAUGAGGACGAGGCAAGCGAGGCUGCCACGCCGACCAAGGACAAGAAGCGGCGGAAGAAGAAGAGCGGCAGCAGCAGUGCCAGCCCGGGGUCUCCGUCGGCAGGAGGCAAUGACGACGAAUACUUUGUCUGCUGCGCCAUUGGGUCGCAGGACAACUCGAUUUCGAUCUGGGCGUCAUUCCAAGACCGGCCGCUACUGAUUGCUACGGCGAUGUUUGAGCACUCUGUAAUGGAUCUGUCGUGGUCAGACGACGGGACAGUUCUGAUGGCGUGCUCGUACGACGGGACGGUCGGAUGCUUUGUCUUUGACAUUGAGUCAGAGCACGUGCUCUCACAGCCCGUCUCUGAGCGCGAGCACCAGCGGAUUCUGGCGGACGAGUACGGCGAGUUCCUGGGCAAGACGGUGCACCUGCAGGAGUACGCCGAGACGGUGAGCCUGCAGUCGAUUUCGGCGCCGUCGAUGACGCUCACGCCGCGAACGGUGUCUGCGGUGCGGGCGGAGACCGAGGCGCUGCGGUCUGGGCUGGACGCAGUGAAGGGCGCCCACGGCAUAGCGGGCAAGAUGCAGCAGCUGGCGGUGUCGGAGCCGGUAGCGCUUCCGCCAGUGGAGCAGAAGGAGUCGAUCACCAAAAGCGGCAAGCGGCGGGUCCAGCCCCAGCUGCUGUCGACGCUGCCAGGCGCAGCGGCGCCGGCAGUCCUCGCGCCGCGGUCGACGUCGCAGACGGGCUUUGCACGGCCGUCGAUGAACCCGCCGGUGGUCAACACGCUCAUUCCGCGCAAGCGAACGGCCACGCGGGCGUCGCUGGGCGGAGCCGGCGCCAGCGAUCCGCCUGGAGCUAGCAUGGCGCCGGCAGCCGGCGGGGUGUCGCGGGCGAAGCGCCAGCGGACGCUGACGAUGGGCGAGGUGGAGCCAGCCGAGCCUGUGGCACGGCUGGUGGUGAGCGCGGAGGACUUGUACCUGGACCCGCCGGCGGUGACGCCGGUCAAGGCUGUCAGCUUCCGGGUGGCGCCGGCGCCGGUCCUGCUCGGGGCCGGGCCGAGCAGUCCGAGCGGAGGCGACGAGGCGAUCGAGUACGCGCUUGAGGCGCGGGGAUGGAAGUUGAGCGGGCCGGCAGAAGCCGGGCCUGCGCGAGGAUCGAGCCUCUCGCUGAGCCAGAGUGGCGAGCUGGUGUGGGAGGCUUAUGUGCCGGGGCGGGUCAACGCCGUGGCGGCGUCAGAGCUGCUUGCGGUGGCGGCGACGUUUGACGACGGCGGGCUGCAUGUGUUCUCUGCGGCCAACGGCGCGCUGCUCUCGCCAGCAUUGGUCCUCGGGCUGCCGCUGGUGAUGGUCCGGGUGAGUGCAGAUUUGCCGCGGAUUGUGGCGCUUAGCGCGUCGGGCUCGCUCCGGGUGUGGGAGGUGGUCGGUCCGCUGGCGCGGCUUGGCGCACCGCUCGGGCAUGGGCACGGAGGCGGCCGGGCCGCGGCGAGCAUGGUGGCGCGCAAGACGCUCACUGUCGCGCCGCUGCUCAACUCUGUUGUUGCCGGCGAGGCGAGCGCGGCUGAGGUGCGCGUGGCGGACGUGCGCAGCGUCGGCCCGGAGAGCGACGUGGUGGUCGAGCUCUCGAAUGGGUAUGUGUACCUGCACAACGCUGCGGCGGACGCGUGGAUGCGGGUGGCCGACGGCUCGUACGUCGGCUCGCAGUACUUUGCGUCGUCACUCGGCUUUGCGCGGGCGUCGCUGCCGUCGGGCGAGCUCGCGGCGGCGCAGCUUCGGCUGGUCCCUCGGCUCGCACACCAAGUUGCGCCGUUCCUGGCAGCGCUCUCGCUCAGCCAGCAGCGCCUGGUCACCGUCGGCUACCUGGAGCACCAGGUCUCUGCCGCGCUCGCCAUGGGCUCGAGCAGCGAGUUUGAGCACUGGAUGCGUGAGUACGUCCGGCGGCUGGUCCGCGACGCGGCCGAGGCCAAGCUCCGCAAUGUGGCCAUCAACCUCCUCUCCACCACCCGAGCCGAUCUCGACGGGCGCAGCCUGCUCAAGGCGCUCCUCCCAGAGAUCGCGCAGUCGCCGCAGCUGCAGAAGCUCACCGCAUGGGUCACCGAUGCCCUGCGCUCCGAAGACGAGUAA